AUGCGUGACAUAAUAGAUGUUUAUUGUGAGCCAAUUGAUGAAAAUAAUGAAAAAGAGUUGUCAAAAAACAUAAGGAGUUCAAUGAAUUCUAUGGCAAUAAAUUUAUCUUUAUGCCUUAAAAAUUUAGAUAAAAUUGAAUUAGGUGUAAUGUCAAGUUAUACAAUCGCAAAUUCUUUUAUUGUUCAUUUACGUGAAUAUAGAAAAUUUAUCGCUGCAAAUGAAUCUUUAGAUGUUUACUGUGAUAAAAACCAAUCAUCUCCAUUGGCUUUCACAACAAGUAAACAAAUUCAAACUCAAAAUUUACGUUCAUUAUCACGUCUAAUAUUAUCACGUUUCUUACCAUCAUCCGAGUCUCAAAGUCAAAUAUUAAUGGCUUUCCUUACUGAGUUAUGGACAAAUAAUAUUUUUUCACCACUACUUGAUACAAUCAGUGAUCCAGAUUGGUUAAAUUGUACCAUAGUAGACUAUCUUUCAGAUGAGGGUUCUAAUGAAGAUGAAGGUACUUUUUUCCAACAGUUAGCUUCCUCUUUAGAAGAGGAAGUGGCUGGUCUUGCUGAAAAAUUAUUGCAAGAUCCCACUACUACCACCGCCGCUUCUGCUGUUGCCACCAGUCCAUCAUCUAAUAACGAACAAGGACAAUCCAUUUAUUCACACACGAAUGAUUUAUCAUCGUUACCAUCAUCUCGACAUCAACAGCAACAACAAAAUUUAUCUCAUUAUUCUAAUACUGAUAACAAAUUCAAUAAUUUCGAUACAAGAUUCAAAAAUUUACAAUCAGUCCUUAAUCGUAAAUCAGAGAUUUUUGCUGAAUUUAUGGCAUUUCUUGAGGAAAGAGAAGCCGCAAAUUUACUUAGGUUUUGGCUUCAGGUAGACUCAUUUAAAAAAAUUGCAUCCAAUGAAAUAGAUACUAGCCUGAUCCAAGAAGACGCUAUUGGCAUAUUUAAAACAUAUUUUGGCGAGGCUGCCACUUACCCAGUUAAAAAUACGUUUUUAAUGUUUUGGAAGAAAAAAUCACCAACAAAAGAAGAAAAUUUGUUUAAAAUGAAUGAAAAUGAUGAAAAUGGAUUUUCAGGAAAACCCAUUGAAACUGAAAAAGAAUCGCAAGAAAUGAUAUUUAAUAAUCCAUAUCAUGAAAAAAAUUCAAGUUCAUCAUCAGCAAAAGACAACCACAAUGUAGAAGAUCCAUUAAUUGAAAAUUCAGAUGAAAAGUAUACGGAAGAAUUAUAUGAUAGUGAUCCAGAAACAAAUUCUGUUCACUUUAGAUCGGCAAAUACGAGGAUGGAUCUUACUGGUGUCAGUAUAAAAAUGUGUGAGGUCUCUGAAUCAAGAUUCAAUAACAUUAUUUAUUCUAAAAAAAACCUUGCAUACAUGAUAGAAGUGGAACAACCUGGUUCUACCGGAUGGAUAAUGACACGUAGUUUUGCAGAUUUUGAAGCUAUGCAUAUUGCAUUGGUAAACGAAUUUCCAAAAGCCGAGAAAGUAACCAUGCCUCGUUUAAUGUUAAAGAAAAAUUAUGAUGCAUGUCAAGAUUUGCAAAGAUAUUUAAAUAUUUUGUUGAGUGAUAGCACUUUGGCCAAGAGUGAUCCACUCCAGAAAUUUAUGAAAAGGGAUGGUCUUCCCAAUGAAGAAUUGUCUUUACCAAAAUCCAAGAGAACCAGAGGUCUUUCAAUUUUGUCAAUUCCAAAAUCAAUGUCCAUGGUAAAUCUCGUUGCAGGAGUUAAUAAUAUUGCCAAUAAUUUACAAAUAACGGAUAGCGGCGGUAAUAGAAGAAACUCUUUGGAAAAGAAAAAAUUUGGUUUUGAUUUUUCAUUACAAAAAAGUUUUUCGGAAAUUACAUCCAGGAAACCAAUAGAACCGUCGUUAUCACAAUUAUCACAACCACCGCUACUAUCAGAUCCACCUAAAAAAACGAUAGAAAAUUUUGAAAGACUAUUGCCAUCUUCGCCUAUUGAAAAUGGAUUGACAGAACGAUCGGAUGAAAUAUUUAAAUUUAAGAAAAUAGCACAUUCGGCAAAACCUAGUGUUGAUAGUAAUGCGUCAUCGUGGGUUUCUGUGACACCUACUAGCUCAAUGAACGACUCAUUUUCAGGCCAAAUCAAUUCAAAUGAUUCAAAUGAUUCAAAUAGAAUAACAACAAGAAAUAACGAUAAUUCACAUAUUUCAUCAUACGAAGACGAUAAUCAUUCUAAAAAUAACUCAGUAUCCAAAUCUAAAACCAAUAGACCAAACAAAGUUUUGACAGGACAAGAAAUUGAUAUACUGAUCGACACAGUGUUUGCGAUAGUCGAAGAAAUAUUUGAUUUAUCAAUGAAAUCACAAUGGCAUCUUCGUAAAACAGUACUUUCGGUUUUGCGAGAAGUGGUCAGAAGAUCUUAUACUGAUGCCAUCAGACAAUCAUUUCUAAUAAAUAUUCAUAAAUUGACAACUGAAGAGAAUGUAGCAUCAAUGAUUGACGAUUUCAAAAAUUCAUUUUGGCCAAAUGGUGUAUGGGAAGAAUCAGGGCCUACACGUACAGAAGAAGAAAAAAUACAAACUAAAGAGACCGCAAAAAGACUACUCCUUCAAAAGGCUAUGCCAGAAUCAUUAUUAAGAGUUAUGGGAUAUGAGAAUUCUAGAGUCAUGGUUAAUAGAUUAGUUGACGGUUUUUUGGACGAGAAAGAGAUUAUAAGAGGAAUGUUUGUUGGCAUUUUAGAAAAUAUUGUAAAAUUAAUCAUUACAGAAUAA
Entrophospora sp. SA101 is the source of this 2724-nucleotide messenger RNA. The record is from the annotation of a GenBank genome assembly. Lineage: Eukaryota; Fungi; Glomeromycota; Glomeromycetes; Entrophosporales; Entrophosporaceae.